Molecule: messenger RNA, 1138 nt
Organism: Cylas formicarius (sweet potato weevil)
Lineage: Eukaryota; Metazoa; Arthropoda; Insecta; Coleoptera; Brentidae
Gene: Awh
Product: LIM/homeobox protein Awh
Exons: 5
Coding region: 27-1007 (326 amino acids)
Biological process (GO): neuron differentiation; regulation of transcription by RNA polymerase II
Cellular component (GO): nucleus
Molecular function (GO): RNA polymerase II transcription regulatory region sequence-specific DNA binding; DNA-binding transcription factor activity, RNA polymerase II-specific
Source: RefSeq, a predicted model, not a curated record
AGGAGGUGGCGUGUCGCGUUCGCCCGAUGGACGUUUGCGCCGCGACGGCGAAGGAUUUGGACGGGUGUCGUAUAGAAGAGAGGGAGAUGAAGACGGAAUUCAGGCUAUGCGCCGCCUGCGGUGACCCGAUCAGCGACAAGUUCCUGCUGGAGGUGUCUGGCAGGAGCUGGCACUCCAGGUGCCUGCGGUGCUGCGUCUGUCAGCUGCAACUCGACCGGCAACCGUCCUGCUUCAUACGAGACCGCGCCAUCUACUGCAAGAUCGACUACGCAAAGAGUUUCGGAGCCAAGUGCUCGGUGUGCAUGCGCGGCAUCUCCUCGAGCGAUUGGGUGCGCAAGGCGCGCGACCAUGUCUACCAUUUGGCCUGUUUCGCUUGCGCGGCCUGUCACCGUCAACUGUCAACAGGCGAAGAGUUCGCCCUACACGAGGACCGCGUACUGUGCAAGGCGCACUACCUAGAGACGCUCGACGGCGGCACGACGUCGUCCGAUGGUAAGAAUAUGCAGCGAGUCACGGACCACAGGGCGCUCGCGCCGUUCUCCAGUCCGUGGCGCCGCCACGGAAACGUGAGUGUACGUAAACAGUUUUUCCGCGUUGCAGACGGAUGUGACGCGGAGGGGUACCACAAGAACAAGGCGAAAAGGGUGCGGACGACGUUCACCGAAGAGCAGCUCCAGGUGCUGCAGGCCAACUUUCAGCUCGACUCGAACCCGGACGGGCAGGACCUCGAGCGGAUCGCGCAGAUCACGGGACUGAGCAAACGCGUCACCCAGGUGUGGUUCCAGAACUCGCGGGCCCGUCAAAAGAAGCACAUGCACACCGGCAAAACCAAAACGCAACAGCUGCACACGAACAGGGACGACAGCGGCUUCGGCAGGCACAUCAAUCUGCACCUGACGUACUCAUUCCAGCAUCAGAGUAAAAGCAGCAUAUUUUCGCAGCCGGAUUCCUCGCUCGACGAGCUGUCGCAAGAGUCCGCGCUGCACUGCAUGCAAAACGAAGUUUGAACGUCCCUCCCCCACAGCUGUAAGCGUGUCUUUUGUGAUUUUAAACUGUACUUUGUGUAAAUAAAUUGUUGCUCGGUUAAUUUAUUUUGUUUACGAUGAAACGGGCGAGCCCCGCCCUGUGUAUGUUGGUU